Molecule: messenger RNA, 579 nt
Organism: Lachancea dasiensis
Lineage: Eukaryota; Fungi; Ascomycota; Saccharomycetes; Saccharomycetales; Saccharomycetaceae
Source: the annotation of a GenBank genome assembly
AUGUCCGUCAAUGGGUUGACCUUUCACAACGAGGCCAAUUCUCCGCUGCCCUUCAUACCGCUAGAUAGUGAGCAAAUCAUAUCUCCUCCAAACCUAGCUGUAAGAGCCAAAAUGGAGCCAGUAUUAAAAGGCCAAAAAUCCGUGCGAAAAUCCAGCAACGAGACCCACAGCAUAAUAUUGGAGGGCCGCAUGUUUGUCACCUCACAACGAUUAGUGUUCUUAAACGCCAACUGCAACGCCAGUGGGAGCGGCAGCAGCGUUCGGGACAUGGUUGUUUUGUUUCGGCAGUUAAAACUUUCGGCAGAUCAAGAGUCCCCUAUAGCAUUAUCCAUGCCGUGGUUUGGAAGCAACAGUGUUACUUUCCAAUUCAAAAUUCUGCCGGAGCAAAGUUCCCACAAUGAUCCCUGGCUCGAUCCUUCCUUAGUGUGGCAGUGCAGCCUCACACUGGAACGGGGUUCAGGACCGGUAAGAGACAUAUUCCGUCUCCAUGAUAUGAUAACCGGCUCCUUGGCCAUAGGUUUUUCCACCAGCGACAGGCCGGAACAAGAUCGAGAACCUUUGCCUCAGUACACUCCAUGA